This is a messenger RNA of Nelumbo nucifera (sacred lotus), 732 nucleotides long. NCBI's taxonomy places the organism in Eukaryota, Viridiplantae, Streptophyta, Magnoliopsida, Proteales, Nelumbonaceae. The record is from RefSeq and is a predicted model, not a curated record.
AUGGAGCUCAAUUAUCUUCUAGAGACAGAGGAGCUGUUCUGGAAUCAGCGCUCUAGGUCUGAUUGGCUGAGGGAUGCGGACCGCAACACAGCUUAUUUCCACAUCCAGGCUACCAAUCGGAGGUGGAAGAACACCAUAUAUGGUCUCUAUAAUGAUCAUGGUUGUUGGAUUACUGCGAAACAAAAUGAGUUCCUCUGUCGUUCUCCUAGUGAAGAAGAAAUCAAAUCUGCGCUCUUCAGUAUUGGCUCUCUAAAAGCGCCAGGUCCGGAUGGCAUUGUUGCCAUUUCCUACCAAAAAUGUUGGGCUGAAAUUGGUAGCGAGUUCCCUAUAUUUAUUAAAGAAAUCUUCCAGAACCCCGAAAUGAUUAGAGAAGUGAAUGACACCAUCCUUACCCUCAUUCCGAAGGGGGAGAAAGUCAAAUUAGUGAGGGAUUUAUGGUCGAUUGGCCUGAUGAAUGUUCCAUACAAAGCUAUGGUUAAAGUCAUUGUGAACAGAUUAAAAUCUUUGAUGGACCAAUUACUCACUCCUCUCCAAAAUGCUUUUACUCCUGGCAGACACAUUCAUGAUAAUCAUACCAUUGUGGUAGAGGUUGUUCAUAGUUUAAAUCACUUGAAAGGGAGACCUGGUUGCUUUGCUUUGAAAUUGGACCUUUCCAAAGCCUACGAUAGGAUGGAAUGGAAAUUUCUUGAGUGGGUUCACAGACAAAAGGGGUUUCUCUCCCUCCUCCUGUAA